Molecule: messenger RNA, 1900 nt
Organism: Psilocybe cubensis
Lineage: Eukaryota; Fungi; Basidiomycota; Agaricomycetes; Agaricales; Agrocybaceae
Exons: 6
Biological process (GO): amino acid biosynthetic process
Molecular function (GO): aspartate kinase activity
Source: RefSeq, a predicted model, not a curated record
AUGUCUACUCCUGUAUCUACCCCCCCUUCCUCUAGGUCUCCCUCAUUGUCGUCUUCACUGUCGUCUUCGCCCCCAAAAACCCCACCAAAUCUCCACCAAAACAGCGCAGAUCCCGACGCCAAAUGGCUAGUUCAAAAGUUUGGUGGGACUAGCGUCGGAAAGUUUGCUGUCAAGAUCGCAGAAGAUGUUGUCUCCAAUUAUAUCGAUGACAACAAAGUCGCCAUUGUCUGCUCAGCACGCUCAGGAUCUACAAAAGCACUUGGGACUACGAAUUUGCUCCUCCGUGCAGCGUCCGAAGCAUUGCGUCGGACGAAAUCCGUUGGAUCUUCGGUGUCUGGCAUGACUACGCCUAUAUCAAGAGGUCUAUUUGGUGUCGGCAGCAGCAGCGACCACAGCCAAAGCCCUCCAACUAGUCCAAAUCAGAAGCAGCGAAGCCGGUCUUCGUCGGUCUCUCACACACCUCAGUCUCUCUUCGGGUUUACGCCGCUUAUCGAACAGCAGCAGCCUCAGGAGAGCCAGCCGGAGUUCCAUAUUACGGUCGAUAUCAUACGCAAGGAGCACAUCACAGCCGCGCGUUCAUCCAUUCGCAGCAAAGAAAUUCUCCAGGAACUCGAGGAGGAGAUCGAUAGGGACUGCGAAUGGCUUCGAAGCUUCUUGUUUGCCGCAAAAAUAAUAGACGAAAUAUCUCCGCGUUCUAGAGACAAUAUCAUCGGAUUGGGUGAACGGUUGGCAUGCAAGUUCAUGACUGCUGUUUUGCGCGACAGGGGCGUCGAUGCAGAAUACGUCUCGCUGGAAGAUAUUGUACCACCUUGGGAAGGUGAAAAUUCCGAAAAGGCCCUCCCACAAGAUUUUUACGACACCCUCGCUGCUGCGCUGGGAGAACGCCUUAAGUUAUGCGGGAACCGUGUCCCUGUUGUGACAGGCUUCUUCGGGCCGGUGCCAGGCUCUCUCCUGCGCCAGGUUGGUAGAGGAUACACUGACCUGUGCUCCGCCCUGCUCGCGGUUGGUCUGGAGGCAUCAGAGUUACAGAUCUGGAAGGAGGUCGAUGGUAUCUUCACCGCCGACCCUAGGAAGGUGCCCACCGCGCGUCUUAUAUCGGUCAUUUCGCCCGACGAAGCAGCAGAGCUGACAUAUUAUGGAAGCGAGGUCGUGCACCCGUUUACUAUGGAGCAGGCUAUCCGCCGCAAGAUUCCUAUCCGCAUAAAAAACGUCGAAAACCCCCGCGGGGGCGGGACAGUCAUUCACCCAGAUCCGGAUACAGACAUACCCACCGACGCCGCACUCUCCGCGCCCAUACCAGAACCAGCCUCGCUGCACACCUUACAAUCCCUGUCACCUCUGUCGGCUUCGUCGUCGUCUCUGAAUGGUCUGAAUGGACUUCAACAACUCAAUGCUUUGAAUGCCGACUUCACCGCACACAAGAAGCUCCCCACAGCCGUUACGAUCAAAGAGCACAUAGUCGUGCUAAACGUACACUCAAAUAGAAAGAGCGUGAGCCACGGCUUCCUGGCCGGUAUCUUCGGAACACUGGACAGAUUUGGUGUCGUCGUCGACCUGAUCAGCACGAGUGAGGUGCAUGUGAGUAUGGCGAUUGGGGAUGAUCUUCCUGGAAAGCUUCUCGAUAGACUCGUCAAAGACCUCAAGAAAAAUGGCUCUGUAUCUGUGCAUAAGGACAUGACCAUUCUUUCGCUUGUCGGAAAGCAGAUGCGCAACAUGGUCGGUAUUGCGGGGCUCAUGUUCACCACGCUCGCACAGGGAAACGUCAACAUCGAGAUGAUUUCUCAGGGUGCGAGCGAAAUAAACAUCUCGUGCGUCAUCGAGGCGCGGGACGCCAUCAAGGCCCUUAACUUGAUUCACCAAAGUUGCUUGCAAAUCAAGCCAGAGCCGACAAGGGGACGUG